AUGAUUACCUCCACCUCCGUCCUGCCUGCCCGCCUCCCUCACCCACACCUCCCUCACGCCUUCCCACCUCCCUUUCCUCUGCCCAUCUCUCUCACCCACACCUCCCUCACGCCUUCCCACAUCUCACACACCUGCCAACCUCUCUCACCACUACACAACUCCCUCACGCCUUCCCAUCUCCCUCACACCUGUACACAUCCCUCACCCCUUUACAUCUCCCUCACCCACAACUCCCCCACGCCUUCCCAACUCCCUCACACCUUCACACCUCCCUCACCCAUGCCUCCCUCACGCCUUCCCACCUCCCUUUCCUCCGCCCAUCUCCCUCACCCACAACUCCCCCACGCCUUCCCAACUCCCUCACACCUUCACACCUCCCUCACGCCUUCCCACCUCCCUUUCCUCUGCCCAUCUCCCUCACCCACACCUCCCUCACGCCUUCCCACAUCUCACACACCUGCCAACCUCUCUCACCACUACACAACUCCCUCACGCCUUCCCAUCUCCCUCACACCUGUACACAUCCCUCACCCCUUUACAUCUCCCUCACCCACAACUCCCCCACGCCUUCCCAACUCCCUCACACCUUCACACCUCCCUCACCCAUGCCUCCCUCACGCCUUCCCACCUCCCUUUCCUCUGCCCAUCUCCCUCACCCACAACUCCCCCACGCCUUCCCAACUCCCUCACACCUUCACACCUCCCUCACGCCUUCCCACCUCCCUUUCCUCUGCCCAUCUCCCUCACCCACACCUCCCUCACGCCUUCCCACAUCUCACACACCUGCUAACCUCUCUCACCACUACACAACUCCCUCACGCCUUCCCAUCUCCCUCACACCUUCACACCUCCCUCACCCAUGCCUCCCUCACGCCUUCCCACCUCCCUUUCCUCCGCCCAUCUCCCUCACCCACAACUCCCCCACGCCUUCCCAACUCCCUCACACAUUCACACCUCUCUCACCCACACCUCCCUCACGCCUUCCCACCUCCCUUUCCUCUGCCCAUCUCUCUCACCCACACCUCCCUCACGCCUUCCCACAUCUCACACACCUGCCAACCUCUCUCACCACUACUAAAAUCCCUCACGCCUUCCCAUCUCCCUCACACCUGUACACCUCCCUCACCCCUUUACAUCUCCUUCACCCACAACUCCCCCACGCCUUCCCAACUCCCUCACACCUCCCUCACCCACGCCUCCCUCACACCUUCCCACCUCCCUUUCCUCUGCCCAUCUCCCUCACCCACAACUCCCCCACGCCUUCCCAACUCCCUCACACCUUCACACCUCCCUCACGCCUUCCCACCUCCCUUUCCUCUGCCCAUCUCCCUUACCCACACCUCCCCCACGCCUUCCCAACUCCCUCACCCCUUUACACCUCCCUCACCCACAACUCCCCCACGCCUUCCCACCUCCCUCCCACCUUCCCACUUUCCUCAACUAUACCUCUGUCACCCACAUCUCCCUCACGCUGAUGUAGGUUGA
Pecten maximus is the source of this 1485-nucleotide messenger RNA. RefSeq names its product extensin-like. The record is from RefSeq and is a predicted model, not a curated record. The transcript has a single exon. NCBI's taxonomy places the organism in Eukaryota, Metazoa, Mollusca, Bivalvia, Pectinida, Pectinidae. Bases 1 to 1485 code for a protein of 494 amino acids.